Molecule: messenger RNA, 2695 nt
Organism: Pseudovirgaria hyperparasitica
Lineage: Eukaryota; Fungi; Ascomycota; Dothideomycetes; Acrospermales; Acrospermaceae
Product: Sec1-like protein
Exons: 5
Coding region: 204-2312 (702 amino acids)
Biological process (GO): endoplasmic reticulum to Golgi vesicle-mediated transport; intracellular protein transport
Cellular component (GO): cytosol; Golgi membrane
Molecular function (GO): syntaxin binding
Source: RefSeq, a predicted model, not a curated record
AAACGAGGUACCUGGGUGGGUGGAGUUGGCGUCGCUGUUUUGAUAGCGAGCCUCCAAACCUGUGUAAGAGGACUGCGGACUUAUUUGCCCCAGGGCGAACACCACACUUUUCUGGGUAAAAUAACCGCGCUCUUCCCAUAUAGGUGUCGAAUGCAGUAACAGAUCAACCUGGCUGAGUGCAGCCCAUCCACUCAAUCGCAAACAUGGCCUCUACAUACCAAAGCCUCCGUGACAAGCAGAUUGCUGCGAUAAGUAGAGUCCUAAAUUUGAACCACAUCUCCUCCGCUAGCGACUCUCAGAACGAAUCUACCUCCAAUGGCCGUGCUAAGUCAAACCCGAUACUUGAUGAAGAUGGCGAGCCGAUAUGGAAAGUUCUAAUAUUCGAUAACCUUGGACGUGAUGUGAUUAGCAGCGUACUCAGAGUGAACGAUCUGAGAGGAUAUGGUGUUACAGUGCAUCUAAACAUAAACACCACAAGGCAUACAAUCCCGGAUGUGCCCGCCGUCUAUUUCGUCGAGCCUACUCCAGCAAACCUCCAGAUCGUUACGUCAGAUCUCGCGCGCAAUCUUUACUCCCCCGCGUACCUCAACUUCCUGUCAUCAAUACCUCGACCUCUUCUCGAAGAUUUCGCCACGCAAAUCGCAACUACUGGGACUUCGGAACAUCUCGCUCAGAUAUAUGAUCAAUAUCUGAAUUUUAUAGUAACAGAACCGGAUUUAUUCAGCCUUGGCUUGGGCCAGGACCCAUACUGGGUCUUGAAUAGUGGACGUGUGGAGGAUUCGGUUGUCGAGGCCACAAUCGAGCGCAUCGUCAGUGGCCUCUUCAGUGUAGUCGUCACUACGGGUACCAUCCCAAUCAUACGAUGUCCCAAAGAGGGAGCUGCGGAGAUGAUUGCUGCACGGCUAGACCGUAAGCUAAGGGACCAUAUAUUGAACUCGAAAGACAACCUGUUUUCUGGGUCAACUCAGAAGUCACAAGCCACUGUUGGGACACCAGCCGCCCGCCCAGUCUUAAUCAUCGUCGAUAGGAACGUGGAUCUCGUGCCUAUGUUCUCACAUUCGUGGACAUACCAGUCUCUGAUUCAUGACGUUCUCAAAAUGCGCCUAAAUCAGAUCGAAGUUGAAACGCCUGCAGACGAAAGCAAACCUGGGAAGGGACCAUCGAAGCGAACAUACGAUUUGAACGCGAGUGAUUUUUUUUGGACAAAGAACGCCGGUGUUCCGUUCCCGCAAGUUGCUGAGGAUAUUGAUGCAGAGCUUACGCGGUACAAAGAUGAUGCCCACGAAAUCACCCGUGGUACAGGAGCUUCCUCAAUCGAAGAUCUACAGAAUGAUACUUCAUCGUCUGCCAAACAUCUGAAAGCAGCUUUGACUCUACUUCCCGAACUCCAGGAACGCAAAACUACACUUGAUAUGCAUAUGAACAUUGCUACCGCUCUUCUUAAGGAGAUCAAAACCCGUCAGCUAGAUAAUUACUAUCAGCUUGAAGAGACAAUCACAAAGCAAAACAAAGCCCAAAUGCUCGACCUAAUCAAUGACAAAGAUAAGGGUACUGAGCCCAAGGAUAAGUUGCGUGUCUUCAUUAUAUGGUUUCUCAGCUACGAGCAAGACUUGGGCUCUGAUGAAAUGAGACGCUUUGAAACAGCAUUGCGAAAUGCCGGUGCUGACACUCUACCUCUAGCCUUUAUCCGGAGUGUGCGACAAAUUACACGCGUGAAUAUGAUGACCUCGUCUCUGGCUCCUGCCUCCCAGCCAUCGGCAUCCAACGAAUUAUUCCGCGGAUUUAGCUCCAUCUCCAGUAGGCUCACUGAUCGUUUCAAAGAUGCACAACUCGGGCAAAAUUUCGAGAGUCUCAUAUCGGGUGUCAAGAAUUUUUUACCAGCGAAUAAGGACUUGACCCUUACUAAAAUCACCGAGUCUAUUAUGGAUCCACAAAACGCUGCCUCGUCAGCCAUUGCGAAGACGGAGAACUACCUAUACUAUGACCCACGCAGUGCAAACGCUCGCGGAACUAUGCCUCCAAUGAAUCAAGCAAAGAAUCAGCAAGGCGGUUCUGUUGGCAGAGGGAUCGACGCGAGCUUUGGACAGAGACGCCAAGGAUUCAACGAGGCCAUUGUGUUCACGGUUGGCGGUGGAAGUAUGGACGAGUAUGGAAAUCUUCAGGAAUGGGCGCAACGGACAAGUGGUGGUGGUGGGAACGCCUCGACGAUAGGACCUCGACGACGAGUGGCGUACGGCAGUACAGAGAUAAUCAACUCUGAAGACUUUCUUUCCGACGUCUUGACACGACUAGGUAACGAAUUAGGAGCAUAGACCAAAUCUUCAUACAAGUAAGUAGUCGCAUGUACCUUUACUGAGAUGGUCGAGCAGACUCUAGGAUGCAUAUGUAUUGAUGAGUGUUUGCGUAUCGUACCUUGCACAUGACUAGCUAGAGGACAAACGAUUUCAGAGAUUGCCGGUAUACACUGGCUAUGCAAUGCGGAAAUUGAACUGUAACCAGUUUGUCCGUAUGAUCGGGGAGCGAUCAUCCUCGUCGAAGGAACAAGCCUAGUCUUUUAGGGCAAAGUCCUUAAGAAGGCUAACGAUAUAAGCUAUGCAACCAGCAGUAAUUACACAUUGCUGGUAGAGUCAUAUAACAUGUCGAGUUAGGACUGCCUAUGUGUGGUGAGGUGAUAGAAAAUACACGUUAAUAAGCU